UCAACGAAAUCUAUCGUAAUUAUGGGUAUUUAGAAUCUGAAAUCGCUUCAUAAAUUAAUUUGAUUAGCAGUUAAAAUGAUUAUAAAUCAUUCUUAUUUUAACCAUUGUCAGUUGAAAUUGGGUUUCAGUCGAAUAUUUUACAAUGAUGGGAAUACUUAGAGCCUUAGGAUUAAUUUUUGUUGUUUUAACAAUGUUUAAUGGAAGUAUCAAUAGUAGUCAAGUGCAAAGCUUUGUUAAACUUAAAAAAAUUCACUGCAAAACUUCGAAUCCAGAACAUGUUUCUCUGGAGGAAUGUCAAAUAUUAGACAAGGUUAAUGAAAGUAGAGUACAGACGUUAUGUUACUUUAAGGAGAACCCGAUUAAUCAAGUGAAUUUGCGUAUGAAAUCUUAUGUGAAACGUUCCAUGGGAUACGUGCCUUUUGUCAUUGAUAUAACUGUGGAUUGGUGUGAAUUUCUCAUUAAUCGCAGCAAUGUGAUUCUGAAACGUUUAUUUGGUUUAGUUGAAAAAUACUCAAAUAUGCACACGAAAUGCCCGAUUAAAGAAGCUUAUAUUUAUCUUAACGCUUCAAUAGAUAAGGACAGGGGCUUUCAUCUGCCAUUCAAAUUUCCUGCCGGAGAAUAUCGCAUUGAUUUUAUAACUUCAUUUAAUGUAGUUAUUGACGUUGUAACCUAUCUUUACUUUGAAGUUGAGUAAAUUGAACAAAUUAUUUAAAGUAAUAUAUGCUGAAUUGAUAAUUACCGGAAUACCGAAAACCCAAUAUAUAUAUACAUAUGUAUGUACAAAGGAUAAUAUAUUCAAUAAACAACAACAACAAGAAACAGAAAGCAUUAAAAUCCGUUUCUAUCUUGGACAAUAAUAUUAUUGAAUGAAAUUUUUCAUCAAAUAUGAUACAAUUAUGCGUAUUUGAUUGGUGUUAAUUUUUAUGUGGUUUUUAAUAAUUAUUGAAUUCAAUAUACAUUUUUUAACUGGGUAAAAUAAAGUAAAAAUAAGAAAAAAUAAUUUCUUUAUACCAUGGAGAGUCACGUAACUUGGACAAAAAGUGCUGUGCCGUAGGUGUCCAGCUUGGACAGCUUUUACUGUACCUAAUCUAUUUGGCUUUAGACCUGGAAAAUCUACAUCUGACCAGAUAUUCACCAUGCGCCAAAUCUUGGAAAAGAUCAACACGCACCAUCUCUUUGUCGAUUUUAAAGCUGCCUUCGACAGCACGAAAAGGAGUUGCCUCAAUGCCGCUAUGUCUGAAUUUGGUAUCCCUGCAAAAUUAAUACGGCUUUGAGCUGCAGAGCUAAAUAGAGAAAGUACAAUUUUCUAUAAGAGGGUACAGCUGCUGGCGUACGCCGAUGAUAUCGAUAUCAUUGGAAACAACACCCGCGCAGUUAGUUCUGCUUUUUCCAGACUGGAUGAAGCGAAGCGUAUGGCAUAGACCAGCGAAUAAAGAGACAGCGGCUACUCUGGCUAGGUCAUGUUGUUCGAAUGGACGAAAGUGAUCCAGCUCUGAAAGUGUUCGAUGCAGUACCCGCUUGUGGAAGCCGAAGAGAAGGGAGGCCUCCACUCCGAUAGAAGGACCAGGUGGAGAAGGACCUGUCUUCACUUGGUAUUACCAAUUGGCGCCAAUCUGCCAAAGGAGAGAUGCUUUCGCGCUGUUGUGGACUCGGCUAUAACCGCGUAAACGGUGUCUACGCCAGUCAAGAAGAAGAAUAAUCUUUUUGGAUAUACAUAUGUAUUUUUAUUAACAAAAUACUCAAAUAAUGUACUGUACCCCUUAAAAUCAUUUUAUCAAAGAACGUAUAUUAAUACAUUAUAAUUAAUUAUUUUACGGUCUUUGCUGUAACCCUUAAAAUCAUUUUAUGUUCACCGCUGCAUAACAACAUUUUUUAAGUUGAGUGAAUAAUAUUGAUGCCAUGUAAUGCAAAUCUAGUAGUAUUUUUCGAGAGAGGUAGAGAGCGCCCUUAAGAGUAGGAGAAGAUGCUGGAAAAGUGUUAUACUCACGAACACAAGUUGGCUGCUAUAACAUAAUUUAAGGCGCGCUGUGUGAAAUCAGUAGUAAUAUUCCUUUUAACGGUUCUAAACACUUUUCUCAUAGUAAAAUUGUGAACUGAACAACAAAUAAUUGAAAUUGUGAAAGAUUUAAUGAUAUUAAAACAUAAACAACAAUAUCCAUCUUACUUGUUGUUUAAGAAAGUGAAAGUCGGUCAGUGUGACGUUUUGAGUUGCAAAAAAUUGGACACAACCGAAGAAUUAACAAUAAUGCUUCCAAGAGGAUUAACAAAUUAUUAUUAUUAAAUAUUACUGAGAUGAAUAUCGACCAAACAAUCAUUUACUGAUUUGAAACCACCGUAAAAACCAUCCAAUGCUGAAGGAAGUACUUGCCUUUUUGAAAAAUAAAGAUCUUGAAGAUUAUU
This is a messenger RNA of Zeugodacus cucurbitae (melon fly), 2400 nucleotides long. RefSeq lists its product as uncharacterized. NCBI's taxonomy places the organism in Eukaryota, Metazoa, Arthropoda, Insecta, Diptera, Tephritidae. The transcript is spliced from 4 exons. The record is from RefSeq and is a predicted model, not a curated record. The coding region runs from base 143 to 694 and encodes 183 amino acids.